UCUCGCCUCCUUCACUCCACUGAGCGCUUUUGUUGAAGUCCGGCGGAGCUGAUGCGAGUCUUCAGAGCGCUGCAGUGAUUCUCGGCUCACUUUAAGCGAUGUGUUGGAGCUAACUGCGCUGUGCUGCGUGAAAAAGAAAAAGGUUUUCCUUUCAGUUUUUUUGUUUUUGUUUGUUUUUUCUUACUGAUAACCCCCCUCUUACUGUGGAUAAGGAAUUGGAAGUGAAGCUGCAUUCCAGCGGGGCUCUGGAUUAUACUUUCCCAAGAGCGCUGGGCUGUCGUCAUCAUGUUGCUCUACAUCGUUUGCUUCCUACUGGCCUCUGCAGUGGUGUUCUCCACCGACUGCCCAGAAUCCUGUUCCUGCAACUCCCUAAACUCAGUGUUUUGCAUUCACAGGCAGUCCAGCACUGUACCCCAUGUCCCUGUCUCCACCCAGCAUCUAUACAUCUUUCAGAACGAUAUUGAAACCUUGACCCAAGAUGACUUCAAAGACAUUGUCGAGCUGGUGUCACUGGACCUGAGCCAGAAUAAGUUAGCGGAAAUUCCAGACAUGGCUUUUAAGUCGCUGACGAAAUUGAAGAACUUGGACCUUUCUGCUAACCACAUAACUCACAUUUCCAAAGACAGCUUCUCAGGGUUGGUCCAGCUAGAGAGGCUGUAUCUCCAUGGAAACCUCAUUCAGAGCAUUCAUUGUGAAGCUUUUGAAGGUUUAGAGAUGCUGUUGGAGUUGAAGCUGCAAGGAAACAAGCUCACCUCCCUGCCUUUUCUCAAUUUCCCCAGGCUACUUCUUUUGGACCUCAGUCACAAUAAACUCCCACCCCUGGAACAUUCACAUCUUCAUACUCCCCAUCUAGAAGCGCUGAAAUUGUCCUCAUUAGGACUACCGUCAUUGGAUGAAAAUCUUGUAGCCUCCCUGAGAAACCUUCAUGAACUUGACUUGUCAAUGAAUCAGUUAAAGGAAGUCCCUCAAGCCCUGAAGCAGGAAUCUCUCAAGGGGCUUACGAAACUAAGCCUGGCUGCUAACCCACUUUUUGAGCUGAGGGUGAGUGACUUUCAUCAACUGGUUGCACUUCAAGAACUGGAUCUAAGCGGAGUUAAUCUCCAGGGAUUUCCAGAAGGUUUCUUUGAAAGCUUCUCAAAGUUGACACAACUGACCAUAGCCGAGAACCCCUUCAACUGUCUCUGUCCACUGGCCUGGUUCCCUGUCUGGCUAAAAGAGAAGGAAGUCAAUUUGAAGCGGCCAGAGGAAACCAGAUGCCAUUUCCCUCUCGUUAAUGCUGGGAAGACACUUUCGGCAUUAGAGCACAACGACUUUGGAUGUCCACUAACCACAACAGAAUCUGUUGGCUCCCCUGUAGAAAACACCCCUGUUCCCCAAAUCCCUACCACCUCUCCAGAAACCGCCCAUACUAACGCUAUCCCUCCCCCUCUACCACCUAGUGAUGAAACUGUUCCCUCCAUAACAGACAACCCAUCCUUUGGAUCAGAUCCUCCAGUGUCUCCUAGCUCUACUGUUGUGGAAAACGAGUUACAUUUCUGCCCACAAAACAUCUGCUUGAAUGGAGGGACUUGCUAUUUUGACCCAAAUGGCCUACUCAACUGUUUGUGUUCUUCGGGAUCAUCUGGAGACUACUGUGAAAUUCCCGAGGUCCCGCAGAAAUCUGAAACAGAGGUCUCUGUGGUGACUUCAGCAAUGCCGGAUAAACUAGAUGCGAUCAGCUCACGGGAGGUGACGUCCACAUCAAUACUCCUUGACCUGCACCGCUUCAUCGAGACACGGCCUAACAUUCGUGGCAUCAGGCUGACCUAUCGUAACCUCUCAGGCCCCGACCGUCGCCCUCACAUGCUGAGUUUGCCAACAUACUACCCUGUAUACACUUUGCGUGGUUUGAACCCAAACUGUACCUACUUGGUCUGUGUCAGUCCCCUUGGAGAAAAGAUCAUUUAUAAAGGUAACAGCUCUGUAGAACUGGGUCCCUGUACAGAGGCUCGCACUAGUCCUACUAUCUUUGUAGAACAUUUGGUAGAUCCAGACACCCCUAUGACAAAGAAUCUCAUUGCAGCGCUGGCAGUCCUAGCAUUAGUCCUGGUGUUGGUUUUGGUGGCUGGUACAAUCAUCUGUGUACAGAAGAAGAGGCAGGCAAAUUCAGAAAUGGAGCUGGAGCUGGGCUCAACGGAUCCUGAGGCAAUAGACCUGGAGGGUAAAAAGGUUCAUCUAGAGAACGGAGUCAAUGGUACACUACUCCUCAAACAGCCCGAGGCAGAUCAUUGCCAGACCCCACAACUGCCCCCAUUACUGCAACAAAAUGGCAGUAUGGACUAUGAAGCACCCUUGAUGCAAGGACACUGUCCAUCAAAUAACAAUCAAGCAACACUGAAGGCGUCUUAUUUCUAACGCUGAGGAGAGUUUCCGUUGGGACGUUCUGAACCUGCUACGUCUCUCUUAGUCUCAGAUGUCCACUAUUGGAGAUAGGGCACUUACUGUGCUCUGUUGUGCACAUGAUGAAAUAACAUACCAGAUUAUAUAUUUAAGAGACUCAAAACAAUGGGAUUUCAGAUCACAGCAUAUUCAAAAUGUGCUUAACCACUAUGGGACAAUGAAGAAGACGUGAUUGAAAUUCAGUGAACAGAGGGUGGCAGUGGAACAUCUAAUCCAAUCAAUAAAUCAAGUGCAAUCAAUUAGAAGGGUCUUCGUAGUGGACAAUGCCUGCUAGCAGUGACCUACUAUAACUCUGUACUUUUUUUCUUUGCUUAUAAGAAAGAGAAACACUUUAAUCUUGUUGCUGGAUAUGGGAAUACUGAAACUGAAAAAAGUGCCUUGAACUGGAGAAGUGCCAGAGGUUUAAAGACAUGAAGAUUUUUGAAUCAUAAAUUUUAAUGUUAAUGGACUUUCAAGUACCUGCAAGGGAUUGAAAAAAAAGUUGCACUGAAAACUACACUUGUUUCUUUUGUGAUGACUGCUACAAAGCGAAGAUUUGGAGAAGCAACAACAAAGUUAUGUUCGGAAACUUUGCAAAUCGUUACAGAACCGCUGUUCAAAGUCUGGAUUCAAGUGUUGACAUCAUCUAAUGUGAGGACAAAACAAAUCUUGCAAACACAGAUUUGGGAUUCUGCAGUUUCUCCAGAAACACCACAGUUUCCUACAUGGCAGAGCCUUUGGCUUCUCUGGACUUAAAUUUACUGUGAAAGAUUAAAUAAAAUGGACUUUAUUUGUAUUAUUCUGUGCCGUUACAGAGAGGCUGUUUUACCAGUUGGCUUUCUGCAUUUUUUGUGAAUUUUUACUGCCUCUUUUGUAAAUAGUCAUUUAGUAUUAAUAUUGUUGAGAGAUGAAGCAAUGGUUGUUUCUGCUCAAAGGGCAUAAUGUCAUCAAGUCUCAUCAUGUCAACUUUUCCUCUUUAUCUUUGUUCAGCUCAAGGUAGCUUCACUAAAUUCUAUGUAGAGAAUCGAGAAAAUCGGUUCUUGAAAAACAAAGAACAGAAAUAUGAUCAUGUUAAGUUUGAAACAGAAAACUUGGACUUCAGUGCAUAACGCAAUGUACAUCCAGGACAUAAGCGAUGCUCGGCUCAAAUUAAAGUUUAUCAAAAAGAUUUAUAAGGUGAUUUAUCCAGUGAAGGGGAAGAAAUCAGGAGAAAUAUGGUAACUUUAAAACUUCACAUAGAGUCAAUGUGAGUUUUUAUAAAUGGUGGGUCAAAUUAUUGUAGGGGAGUUACUCUAGUGACUCCCUAUUCCCCCUGACGUUACAUUUUCAGUAAACCCCAGUAAAGUAGGUCCUAAAAAAAUGGGCUGUUAAAACAAAACCAUCACAAGUGGAAAACCUUCAUCACCAUUGUGUUCAUAAUUUCAAUUACCGUACAGUUUUGUUUUGUUUUUUGUUUUUUUGCUCAGAAAUCUGACAUUUGCCCUUUAAAAAAAGAUGUAUCAUCAUGGUUAUUUUUACUGCUUGUCAUUUUUGCUUACAUCACUUAAAAGUUUCCUUUAUUUAUCUUUACUUGGGUAAAGAUAAAUACAGGUCUAAGUCUCACAAGACCUUAUCAAAGCACACCGGUAGCAAUAAAACACAAACUUAAAAAUGCACAUGAACAUCCAAAUUUAAUGCAGAAAGAGAAUUGUAAUGAAUACUAUUAAUAUUUUUCUAUUGAAGAUGUAUAACGUGUUUGUUCUCCGUAGCCCCAAACACCCCGACACAGCAAGAGCAGCUACUGUGACGUGCAGCGAGACUGUGACAAACGUUGGGUGUUUCUGUCAUUUUUAAUUUUCAUGGUGGAAAACAAAAUGAAUGAGAGCAAUUAUGUGUUUUUAAAGCGAUGUCAUUGUGAAAACGUUAAAGAGUCGCGUUGCGAUUUUGUAUACAUCUAAAAGGUUUUUUAUUUCAUCCCACGCCACACUGCAUAAACUGUAUGUCAAGAAACAUCAACUCCAUUGGAGUUAAAUUUGUCAAAAACCCUUAUUACUUUUUUAAAAAUUUUUGUCUAUUUGUUCAUUUGUCUGUAUCUUUUCUUUAUAUAUAAGUCAAGACCAUCCAUCACUAGCUUUGUCUUCCUGUUUUCUUUUGAACAGUUUUACAAAAUGUGUAACUGGAAGAUUCUCCAUAUUUCUUUGGCCAGUGAAAAUAGCAGGUUAUGUUUGUAAUAUUUUUUUUACACAUGCUUUUUAACACUACCUUCCCAGUUUGUUUAGGGAAACUUGUCUUUUCUUAUCGUUGUCUCCUUUGUUUGUUUGUUAGCUUCACGUGUAGCAUUUCUGUAUAUAUUUUACCAAUGCUGAGAACAGAACAGUAUUAAAAUGACUUAUUAUUGUUAU
Molecule: messenger RNA, 4799 nt
Organism: Poecilia latipinna (sailfin molly)
Lineage: Eukaryota; Metazoa; Chordata; Actinopteri; Cyprinodontiformes; Poeciliidae
Product: vasorin-like
Exons: 2
Coding region: 286-2394 (702 amino acids)
Molecular function (GO): protein binding
Source: RefSeq, a predicted model, not a curated record